Messenger RNA from Psylliodes chrysocephalus, 405 nucleotides. Lineage: Eukaryota; Metazoa; Arthropoda; Insecta; Coleoptera; Chrysomelidae. The record is from the annotation of a GenBank genome assembly.
AUGGUGCGUAAUUACCAGCGUCGUACCCAAAAAGGGGCAGAUGGUGAACGAUAUUCCCGAGAAGCUCUUAUUCAUGCAGCCGAGGACGUUAAAAAUAGUAAUAAAUCCAUGUACGCCGCAGCAAAAUUUUAUAACAUUCCCAAGUCAACCUUACGACAUUAUAUUAAAGGUACAAGAGAAACUGGUAUUUUGGCUAAAGAAGGACACAGAGGAGGAGAAAAAAAUGCUUUAACUAAAGAAGCGGAAGAGCAACUAGUUUCUACAUUAAAUACAAUGCAAAAGUGGGGAUAUGGGCUUUCACGCCAAGAGACGUUGGAUUUAGGGCAGGGACAUGUUGACCCCAAAAGACUCUUAUUCUUUGAGUAUGGCUACCAUUCGCAGCCACAAACUCUUUACUGUGAUUAA